UUCCUAGAGAAAAACAUAAUAAAACCCUCGACUGAUAAUGAACUGACACAUGACAAUAGAUGUAAGAUGAUUAGUAGAUAUUUGGUAUCUGUCCUCUAGCAAUAAUCAAACUGUAUGUUUUUAUUUUCAUUACACGGUAACAUGUGUGAAAAAUAAGAAAAAUGGUUAAAAUUAAAGAUGCUGCCCUUGCUUACAAAAUCUUGAAUGGAUUGAUUUGCGUUUAUAAGCCUGCCUGCGUGUCUAUACGUCAAGUGCAGCAUACAAUUUUAACUAACCUAUGCAGAGAUCUCAAUGACCUGCCAGAUAGGCCUAGAGAAAAAAGGGUCGAGAUUGUGGGCGCCACCACCGCUCCUAUGGAAGUUAAGUUACUUCCAAACUUCGCAGAUGAUCCAUUAGUUUGUGGGCCCCGAUAUAUACAAAAAGACUUUCGGUGCAGCUGGGCGACACACUUAGGUCUCUUCAGUAGUGGAGUUUUGUUAUUAGGCAUCAAUGAUGGAACCAAGCUAACUUACCUUUUAAACACAGCAAGACUAACAAGAGCCUUUAAAGUUCAAGGCCAGCUUGGAAAAGCAACUGAUACUUACUUUUGGAAUGGAAGAACAAUGGAGAGAUCCACAAUUGGUCAUGUCACUCGUGAAAAGAUCGAUAGGAUUGUAGCAAAUAUGCAAGCAGCUCACCAGAAGACUAUGUAUGAGUUAUCUGGACUUCACAUAGACUCUCAGACUACAUAUGAAAUGGCGUCACAAGGUCUGAUCAGACCAGCAAACAACAAACUACCUGUUGUAUAUGGGAUUAAAUGUAUACAUUUUGAUCCACCUAAUUUUACCCUGGAAGUGCAAUCCGUAAAUGAAUAUGACAAAUAUCUUUGGACACUAGUUCAUGAUUUAGGUGUGCAGUUAAAAUCGACGGCUUAUUGUACUGGGGUCCAGUGUAUCAGACAUGGCAAAUUUGACAUUUCAUUAGCACUGUUGCGGAAGCAUUGGAAGCUAGAACAUAUUAUAAACAACAUGGAUGAAUGUCGCCAAUUACUUGAAGACAAUGAAAAUUUAUUGAAACCAAAAUCAGCAGCAUUAACUGCUUAAACUUGAUAAUAUAUAGAAACUAAUAUUAAAUUAAGUUAGCUUCCGAGUGACAAAAUCUUAACACCAAUGCACUUAUGAUAAACAAUACUUUAUUUAUAUGCUUUGUUAAACUAAUAAUAUAAAAUCUUAGUUAACAUCAUAUCUGCUUAAACAAUAUAAUAAACAA
Nymphalis io (European peacock) is the source of this 1248-nucleotide messenger RNA. Its product is annotated as pseudouridylate synthase TRUB2, mitochondrial. Bases 162 to 1082 code for a protein of 306 amino acids. The transcript is spliced from 6 exons. Gene Ontology annotation, biological process: pseudouridine synthesis; RNA processing. Lineage: Eukaryota; Metazoa; Arthropoda; Insecta; Lepidoptera; Nymphalidae. The record is from RefSeq and is a predicted model, not a curated record. Gene Ontology annotation, molecular function: RNA binding; pseudouridine synthase activity.